AUGGAGCCCGUGCGCAAGAAGGAGCUAGAAAAGACCCAGACCUUGGAACUGGAGCAGAAGCUGUUGAAUAUAAUUGACGAGUCCAAAGGCAAGCCGAAGACAGAGAAGCUUGAGGACUUCAUGAAGCAGAGGGAGGCCCGAGCGUGGGACCAGAGCGCUGAGCUGGAUCAGAAGAAGAAGGUCCUUGAGAAGGUAAAGAAGGAAGAGCAGUGGUCAGAGGACGAUGCCUGGAGGGACCAGCGGCUGGAACACAGAAAGCAGAUCCAGGCACGAGGGCCGGUGCAGACACCGCAAAUGUGGGAGGCAAAGCAGGUGGAUCGCUGGUGCCAACAGCGUUUGCGGGAUUUGCUGGUGCCGCUGACGGUUCAGGCCGAGUCGCCUCUUCCCUCCGAGCUGUCGGCCGUGCUGGAGGACACGAAGGGCCUCGGCCAGCGCUCUGUCCUUUGCGAUUAUCUGCAAUUCGUUUGCCUUUUUGGGUGCGAGGCUGUAUUUGGAAAAUAUUUUUCACAGCUUUGUUGUUUCAGUGAAGCAAUACCUCGUUUGAUUUUCUGUCUGCCAUUGAAAGUCUCGAGCCAUCUGGCGCCCCGCAUCAGUUUCAUCCAAGCAGGUUCGUCACAGCAAUAUCGCCCGAUAGCAGCCAGACAUGCCCAUGUCAGCACAAGAGUGAAGGAGAGCUAG
This is a messenger RNA of Symbiodinium sp. CCMP2456, 678 nucleotides long. NCBI's taxonomy places the organism in Eukaryota, Dinophyceae, Suessiales, Symbiodiniaceae. The record is from the annotation of a GenBank genome assembly.